UUGUACUGUCAACAAUUUCACAGCAUAACCUAACUUUUGUCUCCUACCUACUUUGUUUUUAAAAAAUCCGGAUAUAAAACUAGAUUUUGUUUCUCUAGAUAUAAUUUUAUUGUGAUAAUAACAAGUUAUGAUUAUUAUAAUAAGUUAGCGUAUAAUGCUAUUUUUCCGAGGAUUGAAAUAAGUUAUUGAUAUAAAAUACUGUCAGAGUUAAAAUGAGUGUUUCAAGUGUUAAUUUUAAUGCGGAAACUGCAAAAGCUGCUCUGACUGACAUCUUGGCGACAUUGAACAACGAAGAAAACUCGACAAAACUAGAAGAGGCCAAAGAAAAUGUUGGCAAUGAUAUGUUAAAAAUGAUGCAAUAUAUAUUCCCUCUAGUAGUUCAAAUUCAAAUGGAUGUAAUUAAAAAGUACGGCUUCACGGAUAAUAGAGAAGGUAUAAUCCAAUUCACCCAGCACAUUGUGGCUAUGGAGAAGGAAGAUCCGUGCAUUGCUGACCUUCACAGUCAGCUCAGAGCCAUCUUCCUUCCUCCAGUAUCCAUAGCAACAGAUGCUUCUCUUUGACACAACAUCUCCUCCAAAAGCGAACGAACCUGAAAACGAUCAUAAAGAUAGCCUACCUGAAGUAAUCUGGCAAAUCAGUUAGCUCGUGAUGUAUAACUUGCCCUCCUUGCAAUUGACAGAAGCUACUGCUAGUGGUCCUAUAAAGUUCUUGGAGAAUGUUGUUCCUUGAUGUUCAAACUCAUUUAAUGGUUAUUGGACAAUCAUACGAUUUUCUUAUUAAUCGUAAUACAAAUCAAAAUAUAGUAUUUUUAUUCGUAUCCUUUCAAAGAGAAUAUCGUAGGCUUAAAAAUUCCGGCUACUAUUCCGAUUAACCUUCAAUAAUUGACAACAUUUUUAGCCAAGACCGUGCAACAUUAACUGAAGUAACUAGUCAUCUAAUACUACUCAGUACUCAAAUCUCUUCAUUAAGAAUCAACUUCUAGAGUACUAUUUCACUCAAUAAUGUUCCAAACACAUGGGUGUUUCGAAAAAUCUAUGGAAAAGGACAGCUCUUUUUAAAAAGUAUUGAAACUGAAAUUUAUGUUAUAAAAUGUAAAUUAAAAAAAUAGUAUUGAAGCUAUUAUACACCAUUAUAAUUUAUUCAAUAUAGUUGUUAUAUUGUUCUUAGAUCAAAUAAUAGUUUAAUCACUAAUUAUAUUUGUGAACAAUUUGUGACAGGUGCUCACUAUUGGAUGAAACGCUCUUGAUUGUCUUGAAACUUAUAUUCACAAACGUCUAUAUUUGAAAUGUAUCCUCAAAUUGUUGUUACUAUUAAUUAAUUUUGUAUCAAUCGUUUUUGCACCUCGACUAAUAUUUAUAAUAAACGUAGGUAUUUGAUAAUUUUAUAAUUUACAAAACUAUAAUUAUAAUUAUAUAAUUUUAUUUAAUUUUAAUGUAUUAGUAUCAUAUUAUUAAAAUUAUUGAGAUGCCA
Messenger RNA from Nilaparvata lugens (brown planthopper), 1470 nucleotides. Its product is annotated as protein C10. Gene Ontology annotation, biological process: post-embryonic development. The transcript is spliced from 4 exons. Bases 213 to 560 code for a protein of 115 amino acids. Lineage: Eukaryota; Metazoa; Arthropoda; Insecta; Hemiptera; Delphacidae. The record is from RefSeq and is a predicted model, not a curated record.